Messenger RNA from Piliocolobus tephrosceles (Ugandan red Colobus), 1757 nucleotides. It is a transcript of the gene NDUFAF4, whose product is annotated as NADH:ubiquinone oxidoreductase complex assembly factor 4. Gene Ontology annotation, biological process: mitochondrial respiratory chain complex I assembly. Gene Ontology annotation, cellular component: mitochondrion. The transcript is spliced from 3 exons. NCBI's taxonomy places the organism in Eukaryota, Metazoa, Chordata, Mammalia, Primates, Cercopithecidae. The record is from RefSeq and is a predicted model, not a curated record. The coding region runs from base 94 to 621 and encodes 175 amino acids.
CUCACAUGUGCGCAUGCUCCGGCCGUUCCGGAGGUUUCCUGAGCCGGAGUUCCCACGUGCGGCCUGAACCUGCGGACAUAAUGCUAUGAGGAGAUGGGGGCCCUGGUGAUUCGCGGUAUCAAAAAUUUCAACCUAGAGAACCGAGCGGAAAGGGAAAUCAGCAAGAUGAAGCCCUCUCUCGCUCCCAGGCACCCCUCUACCAGCAACCUCCUGCAAGAGCAGAUUAGUCACUAUCCAGAAAUUAAGGGAGAGAUUGAUCGUAAAGAUGACAAGCUGCUGUCAUUUCUAAAAGAUGUGUAUGUUGAUUCCAAAGAUCCUAUGCCUUCCUUGCAGGUAAAAGCUGCUGAAACAUGUCAAGAGCCAAAGGAAUUCAGAUUGUCGAAAGACCAUCAGUUUGAUAUGAUAGAUAUGAAGAGCAUUCCCAAAGGCAAAAUUUCUGUUGUAGAAGCAUUGACACUUCUCAAUAAUCAUAAACUUUAUCCAGAAACCUGGACUGUUGAGAAAAUAGUGCAAGAAUACCAGUUAGAACAGAAAGAUGUGAAUUCUCUUCUUAAGUAUUUUGUUACUUUUGAAGUCAAAAUCUUCCCUCCUGAAGACAAGAAAGCAAUACAAUCAAAAUGAAGAAAAUCACAAAAAUUUGCUAUGUGUACUCCUCAUCCCUCAUCCUGUAUGUUUUCUUUUUUUGCAUAUUAAAUUAUGUUAAUUACGAAAUAUUUAAUGCUCUCAUCAUGAGGGCAUAUUCUUAAUAUUUAUUGAGCUCGCUGACUUUUCAAGAUUGCCAUAGAAUGUAUUUUGUUUUGUUUUAAUUUGGUUUAGGCAUAUUUCAUAUGUGCAUGUCAACAUAACUAAUCAGUACAUCUGUACCUUUAUUAUGGUGAAAGAGUUAAUUUGUUAUUUUAGGCACAUAUACCAACUUUUAAAUUGGUCAUAUUACCCCUUGGGAAAUGUCCUGAAUCCCUCAAUUGAGUUUUACUUUCCAAGUUAGGUGUUUAGUUCAUUCUUCAUAUGUGAUAGUGAAAGUAAAAGCUUUCCUGACCCUUAAGACUGACAUUUUCUUGUUAGGGAAAGAGACUCGAUAGCAAGGUAGACUAACGGUAUUUUCCAAAUAAAGGCACACAGGAGAAAACAAAUCAAUAGAAUCUAAUUAAAAUUACCACUACAGGGAAUAAGAAGUAUUGAGGAUUUACUUUAUUUUCAAUUGAUUUUAAGUAUGGAAUAAUUGUCUUUACAGCUAUAAAAAGUAAUUAGGGGUGUUUACAAAAUGUUGGGAAUUUCUGCUUUGACAAAUAGGUAAGUCCCAUGGCCUUCAGAGAGGCAGGCAGCAGUAGAAACUUUCGAAAAAGUAACAUUUCUCUGGAUUUAAUGUGGAAAUAGAGAAAAAUUUAAAGAAUAAUUAAAUCAAAAAACCAUGGUAAAUGAAAUUUGGUGAUUACAUAUAGUUUUGGAUGUUAAUGCUAGUUGAGAGAAGAGAAAAAAAAUAGCAAGUAGAAGCAGAUAACAGGAUCAUUGGAAGGGACCUUAGAAAUUGCUGCUUCAUCCAUUUUAGCAAACUUAUUAGCAUGGCAUGUACCAGUACUAGGAUCUUGAGUGAGAGUGUGUGAGUUUAGCUCUGCUUAAUAUAUUACUACUUGUGGGAUCUUUGGGAGACUAUAUCCUCUUUGAGAUUGAAUAUCUUCUAUAAAAUGAACAUAAUGCUACCUUAAAUGUAAGGGUUAUCAUGAAGAUAAAUAAUAAAGGACUACAAAGGACCAAGCAAA